GCUGGUGGAAAAAAUAUCCAAACUCUGAAACUUCCUUAUUGUUCUGUUGACGCCCGUUUUAGGAUUUUGUUUCCCCGCCCUGUGGCGCGAAAAAGAAAUGUGUUUCGAAAGAAUGUAUUCGGUUCAGCGCUUUGUUGCGGAGGCCUGCCCAGACGUGAUGAAUGGAGUGUGAUUGCGAACAGGAUCCGGAGAUCUCGAUCCCCUCCCCCCGGGCUGUGACGGACAGGAUCCGGAGAUUCCCCGUCCCCUCGCCUGUGACGGGAGGACUCGGGCUGUAGAACCGCCUGCAAUGCGGGUCAAGGUGAAGCGCUGGAACGCCAUCGCUACCUGGUUCUGGGUGGCUAACGACGAGAAUUGUGGCAUUUGCCGCACGGCGUUUAACGGCUGCUGCCCGGACUGUAAAGUUCCAGGAGAUGACUGCCCAUUGGUGUGGGGUCAGUGCUCUCAUUGUUUCCAUAUGCAUUGUAUCCUGAAAUGGCUGAACUCCCAGCAAGUGCAGCAGCAUUGUCCUAUGUGUCGACAAGAGUGGAAAUUCAAGGAGUGAUAAGCAACUGGACAAUUUGAGCCUCUGGACUCCACACUCAGUUAGAUUUUGUCCAUUUUCUUUGUGUUGCAAUAAUAAUGCAACAAUAAAAAAAUUAAACAAACUAUUGAAGAAAUUCAUGCCAAUGAAAUAUUUUGCUUUUUGUAAGUAUUAAAGUAUGUAAGUAUGUAUCUACAUACAACAGUUGAGCUGCCAAGUGAGCAGCCAGAUAUUACACACAAAAUACCUACUAUCUGACUUAUUGAGCUACCAGUAGAAUUAAACUUUUUUAUAAACAUUG
This is a messenger RNA of Rhincodon typus (whale shark), 824 nucleotides long. It is a transcript of the gene anapc11, whose product is annotated as APC11 anaphase promoting complex subunit 11 homolog (yeast). The transcript has 2 exons. The record is from RefSeq and is a predicted model, not a curated record. Bases 290 to 544 code for a protein of 84 amino acids. NCBI's taxonomy places the organism in Eukaryota, Metazoa, Chordata, Chondrichthyes, Orectolobiformes, Rhincodontidae. Gene Ontology annotation, cellular component: nucleus; anaphase-promoting complex. Gene Ontology annotation, biological process: positive regulation of mitotic metaphase/anaphase transition; protein ubiquitination; anaphase-promoting complex-dependent catabolic process. Gene Ontology annotation, molecular function: ubiquitin protein ligase activity; zinc ion binding; cullin family protein binding.